CAUUCCUUCUCCUGGGGCCUAGGCCGCUUCCUCUCUGACUCCCUUCCCGCCCGCAUCAUCAUAUCACGAUUUGAGGGCGUGGGUCCAUAGGUCGUCGGCUAAACUGGCACAGGCCGCCGGAAGAGUGAGGGGGCUCCAAGUUGCCCCACCGCCCUCGAACAACGAAAAGGAUGGGAAGUACCAGCGCCGACCUACCGGGGGUGGGGCGGGGGAGGCGUAAUCUGCACUUGCGCGAGUCACGAGGAAGAAUAAGAACCUACCAUCUAAACUUUGGAAGAUACAUAAAAAACAAAAUGAAGUCAUCAAAAUCUAAAAUUGCACCUUUUUCUGUAGACGUGGAAAAUCCAGGAUUAGUUUCUAAAAACGUUUCAACUAUUUCAGCAGGAUUGUCUAAAGCAAGGAAAAAAAGUAGCACAAAAUUUAAUAAUGAAAGUGAACUAAUGUUCCUUGCUCCUCCACCUGUAGCAGAAUCAAUGCUAAAGCAUGCCAUUGCUAUUCCCUCUGAAAAUGCAGAGAAUGCUCUAAAUGAUGAGCAAAUUGUUAGACAAGUUACUAAUCAUCUUAAGGAGAUUUCUUCUUCUUUAGAAAAAGCUUAUGGAUUUGACAUUGAAAGAGAUCGAUUAGCAGAGAGAGUACCAAGGCCAGAAGGAGAAGAAAGUGUACCUACAGAAGCAGAAGAUAUGACUUCAUUCUUGUUAUCAUGUACAUCACUUGCAAAACAGGUUGAAGAAGCAGUUAAAGAAGAACAACAGAUAUUAGAAUCUCUUUUUAAGUGGUUUCAAAAAGAGGUCUAUCAUGUAGAAGAGUUAGUAAAAGAACAAAAUGUUUCAGACUGGGAGCUUCCUUUGCCAAACAAAGCAGUAUCUUCAAGUAUUUCCCAAGUGAUAGAACGUUUGCAAAAACUUGAACAAUUAAGGAAUCGCCUUAGUACGGUGCCAACGGCCACCAGAAGAGCUGUAGCUGUGAAACAUAAGCUGGACAACCAAUCAGAAACAGCCCAUAUUUAUGAAGAUGUAAAGAAGAUGAUUGAAGACUUUGGUGCAAAUUUUCAAAAUGAUGAGUUCAUAGAAAAUAUUACGAACAUUGCAGAUAAUGUGUUUUUACCAGAUUCUACUGGAUUAAAGGAUCUUCAGUUUCAAGAAAUGUUUAAAAUAUUUGAAAAACAGGCAAUUAAGUUGCAACGAAUGAUGAAUGAACUAGAUAGUCUUGAGCUUAAAUACAAGUUGAUUCAAAAUGAUUUAGAUGUAGUAACAGAGGAAAGAAUGAUAUUAGAGAAUGAACUCAAAAAAAUUAAAGGUCCAGAAAAAACAGAGCAAUUGCUACAGAGAGAGAAGAUAUUCUUGGAGUUACAAAGGAAAAAAUUAGAAAAAAAAGCAUCCAGAGACUCAAGACUUGGAGAUCUAGAAAAAUGUCACAUUUCAAACACCAGGGCAGAGAAAGUAGUAAUUUCUCUGGAAAGUGAGAACAAAUUUCUUCAGGAACAAUUGAAAGAUGCUUUACAGGAAGUUGAAAAAGCCAAGAAAGAUCUUGAAGCAUCACAUUCUGAAAUACAGAAAGGAAGUGGAAAUGAUAAUGAAAGCAUAGGUUCUAAAAAAAGCAAGAAAGGUAAAAAAGGGAAAGGAGAGCCAAAAAAAGACAAAAAAGCAAAAACAACAAAAUCAUCACAGGUUGCCAUGGACGAAGAAUUCAGUGGGCAGUAUAGUGUUUAUGAGUUUCUUCAGAUCUAG
Vombatus ursinus (common wombat) is the source of this 1727-nucleotide messenger RNA. RefSeq names its product coiled-coil domain containing 7 (gene CCDC7). The transcript is spliced from 17 exons. NCBI's taxonomy places the organism in Eukaryota, Metazoa, Chordata, Mammalia, Diprotodontia, Vombatidae. Bases 171 to 1727 code for a protein of 518 amino acids. The record is from RefSeq and is a predicted model, not a curated record.